Messenger RNA from Carassius carassius (crucian carp), 1165 nucleotides. Its product is annotated as ras-related protein Rab-37-like. Gene Ontology annotation, cellular component: endosome; Golgi apparatus. Gene Ontology annotation, molecular function: GTP binding; GTPase activity. The transcript has 9 exons. The record is from RefSeq and is a predicted model, not a curated record. Bases 405 to 1154 code for a protein of 249 amino acids. Lineage: Eukaryota; Metazoa; Chordata; Actinopteri; Cypriniformes; Cyprinidae.
UGGGGCGCGCGCGUCGCGUCAUUGGUCGAUCUCCUCCUCUCAAUCAGUGUGAUCAGAUGUGAUCUGGCACCUGUGUGUGAAACACCCCCCGGAGCCUGUUGCUCAUGUGUGUUGUGGAGCGACCCGCUUCUUUGCUCUGUGUGACUAUGCGCGCGACUGCACGAUAACGAUCAUGUUUCGCAGCUUUGCGCGGUACUGAUGAUGAAGAGGACGCUUUUCAGAUAGAUACAUUUGUGUGUGUGUGUGUGUGCUUCUUCAUGUCCACUGGUCUGUCCUCAUCCUCCUCUAACAUCUGAUGAAGUUUGGGCUCGUUUUAGAUGCACUAUGUGAUGCAUCUGUGAUAUAGUCACCGGCGCGUCUCGAGAAGAACACGGAAAGCAAGGUCCUCGUUAUUCGUUUCCGCGAUGUCAAUGAGAAAAGCCACAUUGACGGAGAAUGAGGUUAAAAACGGAACAUCGAGGAAUGUGCUGGAGCGAUGCGCCUCGGUCAAUGAGUAUUUUGAUAUCGCUUUCAAGGUGAUGUUGCUGGGAGACUCGGCAGUGGGGAAGACCUGCAUCCUGGUGCGCUUUAAAGAUGGUGCCUUUCUGGGAGGCAACUUCAUUGCCACAGUGGGGAUAGACUUUAGGAAUAAGGUGGUGACUGUGGAUGACAUGAAAGUCAAACUCCAGAUGUGGGACACGGCCGGUCAGGAGAGGUUUCGCAGUGUUACUCAUGCUUACUACAGAGAUGCUCAGGGUAAAUACACCAUCUUCACUGAGACGUUUGCACUUCUAACAGACUUCAUUACUGCUCUACUGCUGCUGUAUGACAUCACGAGGAAGUCCUCCUUCGACAACAUCAGAGCCUGGCUGACUGAAAUCUAUGAGUAUGCACAGAAGGAUGUGGUCAUCAUGUUGCUUGGCAACAAGUCAGACAUGGCGGCUGAGAGGGUGAUCACACACGAAGAAGGGGAGAAGCUGGCUAAGGAAUAUGGAGUCCCUUUCAUGGAGACAAGUGCCAAGACCGGCGUCAAUGUGGAGCUCGCUUUCCAAGCCAUAGCAAGAGAACUGAAGCACAGAAACAUCAUCCAGCAGCCCCAUGAGCCCAAGUUCAAGAUCCACGAUUACAUCGAGUCUCAGAAGCAAAAGUCCAGCUGCUGCGGCAGCAUCAUGUGACCAGCUCCACG